Molecule: messenger RNA, 1671 nt
Organism: Penaeus chinensis
Lineage: Eukaryota; Metazoa; Arthropoda; Malacostraca; Decapoda; Penaeidae
Exons: 4
Coding region: 1-1269 (422 amino acids)
Biological process (GO): positive regulation of neuron differentiation; negative regulation of Notch signaling pathway
Cellular component (GO): nucleus
Molecular function (GO): transcription corepressor activity; DNA binding
Source: RefSeq, a predicted model, not a curated record
AUGGUGACACAGAUCCGUGGCUUGGGAUUGUUUGCCCGUGAAGCUGCUUCAGCAGAUGGAGGCCAAGCAGCUUCUUCAGACCGAUCUGUGGUCACAGGAGCAUUGGAACCCUCAGUCAUGAUGAGCCCUGAACGAAAGCGUCCCUAUGACAUGGACCAAACCGAGACUUCUCUUGUCAAUUUCUCAGACGGAGAGCUAGAUGACUCAGCACUUCAUACCCCCAAGAAGAGUAAAUCGGAUGAACCAUCUGAACCUCCAGCUCCCAUCCCAGAUUUGCCCAGAGUUUCAGAAGACAUGCUUGAUUUAGGUGGUGGUGUUACAAUAAAUGCAAGUGACUACUUUAAAUUCAGACGUACUAAUGCAAACCGAUAUAUCAACGAUCUCCUGAGAUAUUUCUUUCCAUUGGAAGUGUUAGCCUCAUCCUCUCUUACUGGUGGAGAGUGUUUUGCUAAUAAAGACAAAGGCCCAUCAAAUAAGAAUCAGCUAGACCCAUGCAUCAUUCGGGUCAUCACACAUGAUGCAAUCCGGAAUUUCCCCAAUAUUGAUGAGAAGCAAGUGAGGAAUGCGAUUCGUCGCAAAUUGAACACUGAGUCAAGGAUCUUUCGCAGUCAGGAGAAAUUUGGUGGGCCUGGAAAAAGAAAUGGGGCUCAGCGACGUAGAAGCCGCUUUUCAGAGUCUCCUAGAGCACUGGUUUCCAUAGAGAGGUCAGACCGUGAGAAGGACAAAGGUCCUGCUAUGGUCACCCCAAAUGUUACUGUUGAAAAGGCACCGUCCAAGGAAGCUCGUCGAUCCUCAUACUCAUCCCCAGGAGGACAGAUUCAGCAAGGGUCGGAAAAAGAUGGGAAGAGAGAUGGGGAACCAUCUUAUUUCAACAGGCAGGAAAAAUCCACACCAAGAGUUAGUGACCAACACCAGCCCUCAAACAACUCUGCCACCCCGACCCCCGUUGCUACCCCAAGCCUUCCAUCUUCAUCCUCUUCACCUGUGACCACCAGUGACAAGACAUUUAAGCUGUGCCAUGAGAACCUGGUAAAGGCAGAGCUGCCCAGCGCCGCCCAGUACUUGCCUCAAGAGUAUUCAUACCCUGCAGUGAUGCCACCUCAUGUCAGUCAGGCCUAUUUACCACACCACAUGGCAGCUGCUGACCCAACAUAUUUGCGAAGAUUGGAAAUGACUCAGGGGGCUCCACAUCCUGCUGCACUCUCUUAUACGUAUCCACACACAACCUUACCAACCUCUGAGUCUAUGGAACCUAGCCUUCACAUGUAAUAUUAUUUGAUAUAGUGCAGCAUCCAGUGCAAAUGUAGAUGUAAUACUUGCUUUGUGGAAGAGAGUCCUUUGUAAUUUUUUUUCCUGUUUCUUUUUUCUGUUAAUUCUAUAUCAGUGCAUUGCAUUGUUAGGAAAAUGAUCUGAUAAUUCAACAUUAUUUUUAUUACUACUACUACCACUAUUGCUUUUCUCUUUAUUUUUUUUUUAUUUUUUUUUUUUUUUUUAAUUCAAGUAAAGAGGAUAGGAAAUGUUAGGUUUAGUGUGUGAAAGGACCAGAGUAUAAAAAAUAAAAGUUAUAUAUAUGUGUACACAUACAUACAUACACAUGUGCAUACAUACAUACACAUGUGCAUACAUACAUACACAUGCAUACAUACAUACACAUAUGCAUACAUACAUACA